GUCCAGAAGGAGGGAGUGGCAGACACACAGCGAGAAGGGGAAGUACAUUACGCGCGCGCACUUACCAGUUACACACGCUAUCUCUCUCUCACACACACACGCGCGCGCACACACUCAGCAGGCUAAUGUGAUUAGACAGACCCAGACACGGCGCGAGCGGCUCUGAGGCGACUGACCGUAAAGCGCGAGCUGCGCACGCCGACCGGAUUCAUUCAGCGCGCGCCUGAAUGUUUACUUGUUUUUGUUUGUUUGUUUGUUUGGACGCUCGACCGACUCCGUGCGCAGCGUGGAGUUUCACACAGGGCAAAGAAAUGACUGAAAGCAUUAUGAGUUCUGCCCAACACCCCCCUCCUUCCUUCAUCGCAUGGAAAGCUGAUUUUCCAGAAUGAACUGACCACCAUAAGGUUUUUAUAGUUAUUUUUUUCUGGUCAAAGUGUCUGAUUCAAACCUGGAUGAGCUGAUGUGAGAAAACGGUAUUGGGCUCUCAGCUAUGGGGUGUGUCAACAUGACCAACGCAACAGAGGGCGGCGGGGCAUCACCCUCAAUGCAGGCGACACUGGUUGUGCUUGUGGUCCUCCUCAUCCUCCUGACUGUGUCUGGCAACGUGCUGGUGGUGAUUGCUGUGUUCACCAGCAGGGCCCUGAAGGCUCCCCAGAACCUGUUCCUGGUGUCCUUGGCAUCAGCUGACAUCCUGGUGGCCACUCUGGUCAUACCAUUCUCCCUAGCCAAUGAGUUGAUGGGCUACUGGUACUUUGGGCCGGUGUGGUGCGAGAUCUACCUGGCGCUGGACGUGCUCUUCUGUACUGCCUCCAUUGCCCACUUGUGCGCCAUCAGCCUGGACCGCUACUGGUCAAUCACACGGGCUGUAGAGUACAACCUGAAGCGCACACCACGACGCAUCAAGUGCGUCAUCCUGGUCGUGUGGGUCAUUGCCGCCGUCAUCUCCUUCCCGCCCCUCAUCACCAUGGAGAAGGAGGGUGAGCACCAGGAGCGCCCCCUCUGUAAGAUCAACGAGGACAAGUGGUACAUCAUCUCAUCCAGCAUCGGCUCCUUCUUCCUGCCCUGCAUCAUCAUGGUACUUGUUUACAUCCGCAUCUACCAGAUUGCCAAGAGCAGGACCAGGGCACCACCUGGUGACCGUAGGAGGAAAGAUGAUGACAAGAAAGAGAACGGCCACUGCCAUGAAAGGCUCAACGGUGACGCUGCUGAAGGCAACGGCAAGGAUGACAGAGGUGACAUGAACGCAGUCGACGUGGAGGAGUCGUCCUCGUCCGACCACAAAGUGACCAACCCCUGCUCCAGCAAGAAGAAGCGGGCCAAGGGGAAGACCAAGCUGAGCCAGAUCAAGCCUGGAGACGAUGUAAACAAGAGGGACAAUGCGAGCCGGGGUGCCAAGAGCAGCCGCUGGAAGGGCCGGCAGAACCGUGAGAAGCGCUUCACCUUCGUGCUUGCUGUAGUCAUUGGUGUUUUCAUGGUCUGCUGGUUUCCUUUCUUCUUCACAUAUACGCUGAUCGCACUCUGUUCCUCCUGCUGUGUGCCCACAACACUCUUCAAGUUCUUCUUCUGGUUUGGUUACUGCAACAGCUCGCUGAACCCCAUCAUUUACACUAUCUUCAACAAUGACUUUCGGAGGGCCUUUAAGAAGAUCCUCUGCCAAGGGGACAGUAGGAGGGUUGCUUGAUUUGGAUUCUGCUGGGCCAGGUUUGCCCCUUUUACAGUGAUGAUGGAUCAGUUCCUAUUUUCGAAACGCCAGUUUAACUCCAAACAAAAAACUGAUACUGAAUCAGUCAAAAGUAAGGCAAAUUGAACCUGGUGAUGGAGCUUAAUCGAACCUGGUGAUGAUGUGAGCAAGCGGGACAACAUGAUCCAGGAUGCGAAGGGCAGCAGCUGGAAGGGCAAUCAUCCUGGCUUGGUUUCUCCGGACAUCUUUGUUGUCAUCGUGGCCUGCUGGUUACCCUUCUUUUUCACAUACAACCUGAUGGCACUCUGCAGCUCCCCCUGCUCUUCAGGUUCUUCCUGCUACCAUCACAGCUCGCACAAUUCCAUUAUUUACAUCAUCUUCAACAUCUUUGCGAGGACUUUCCAGAAGAUUCUCAGGCAAAAUGGGUGGCAGGAGGGUCAUGUGAUUACACUGCUGUGCAAAGGGUUCCUUAGAGGUUGCUCUCUUAUCAGCAACCUACAGGAUCCACCUCCAAUCCAAAUUUCACAUGCCUGUUACAGCUAGUCAAGGACCUCUUUAUUAUAAUACUUAUCAGAUAUUAGAUUGGAGAGGGUUGCAGGAAGGUCUUCAGGAACACGGAUCAGUGGCCACUGCUUUACAGUCCCCAACCUGAUCUGCUUUAAGCCAAACUGAUAAACUGCUCUCGGAUCAGUGUCAAAGCAACAGACUCCCACUGAACUGCAGGGUUUUUACAGCCUGUUUAGAACACAUUGGACUGAUAAGUGGAGUGAGGUUUACUGAUACUGUGUUAAUGUGAUAUAUUGCCGGGUCAGCUGGCUGAAGGGAUGUGUGUACAGUAAACAGUAAUACAUGCCGUGAUGUUGAAACAUCGGCCUUGAAUUUGGCACCGGCUUUUAUAAUGUUCAUUAUCCAAGGAAGUAGCAGAGUGAUAAGAAGCAAAUGCCCUGCAGCGCUCCAGUCUGCAAAUAUCACAAAUCAUACAGUGGGAACGUACAAGCAAGACAUUGUCGUAAGAGAGUGUUAUAUGUUUCGUAUAUGUUGACGCAGCCUUUGUACCUUUCACUGCAUCGUCUUUAAAUAUAGGUGGUCAUUUAUCA
Messenger RNA from Pygocentrus nattereri (red-bellied piranha), 2778 nucleotides. RefSeq names its product adrenoceptor alpha 2A (gene adra2a). Gene Ontology annotation, molecular function: adrenergic receptor activity. NCBI's taxonomy places the organism in Eukaryota, Metazoa, Chordata, Actinopteri, Characiformes, Serrasalmidae. Bases 491 to 1681 code for a protein of 396 amino acids. The transcript has 2 exons. Gene Ontology annotation, cellular component: membrane. The record is from RefSeq and is a predicted model, not a curated record. Gene Ontology annotation, biological process: adenylate cyclase-activating adrenergic receptor signaling pathway.